This is a messenger RNA of Temnothorax curvispinosus, 4613 nucleotides long. Its product is annotated as putative thiamine transporter SLC35F3. NCBI's taxonomy places the organism in Eukaryota, Metazoa, Arthropoda, Insecta, Hymenoptera, Formicidae. The record is from RefSeq and is a predicted model, not a curated record. The transcript is spliced from 10 exons. The coding region runs from base 628 to 2535 and encodes 635 amino acids.
AUGGCAUGGCAGAAUGCUUGAGACCCACGUUCCCUCUGACCGCAGUUCGUGCAGUGCGCGCAGAGACCACCCUCAGUUUUUCACCCUCUCCCUUCGGGGCGUGCGACGGCACCCCGAAGAUCUCCGAUACAGCACGUUUUCAGCGUACGCACUGCACGCGAAUCCUCGGAAAAUGGGAUCGCGCGCGAUAAACAGCUCGUAAUGAGCUUCGCAUUUCUGGCGGCGAUGAAUCGCGCCACUUCGGGCUAAUUAAUUACGUCGCAGGCGAGGUCCGUUGUUAAGUAACGUCGAUCGACGAGCGGGAACCAAAAGGGAUCCUCGAUCGACGCGGGUCCGCGAUGCCGUUGUGACAUCGGUCCUCCGUGGAUAAAUUUCGACGGACUUGAGCGCGAGGAGUCGGUCGGAUCACCGGGUGGACCAUGAACCAUGGAUACGCGACUCGAGAACGACGCGGAUUCGGAGGAGAAGCGUAAGGAAGGGGAAGUCGCCGAUGUACACCAGGUGCUUCGCAUGGACCGGUUCGACGUUGGUGUAUAGCUCGAUGUAACGUGUCAAACGUGUGUCGUUUUCACCGUUGAACGCAAAUCUCUCUUUCUAAUGACAUGUUUCAAAGAGCGCGCUUAAGCCAUGGGUAGUGGAGGAGUUGGUGAAGUACCGACGAUAUUUCACCCCCGACGAUCGCGUGCGUCGAAUAUAGCCUUCGUCGAAGAUCAGCAGACCCACGGUCCGUUCAUCACUCCCAUCCAGAUUGCGCUCCACGCUUCAGGAUGCGAGCAGCAGCAGGGUUGCAGCGUCGCCGACGGCGAUUCUGCGUCGAGUUGUCGCACCUUGGAGACCACCAGAAGUGCCGUAGGAAGCGGCGGCGGCGAUAGCGGAACCGGCGGUAUACAACCGACAGGCCAAACUCAUAUGACCUCGACCCCGGUCGCUCAGCAUCCGCACCAACCAAGCUCGAUUUCAGGCUGCUUCGCCUCUUGCUGCGCGGAAAGCGCAAAGAAGAUAUAUUUCGGGGUGUGCGUGACGAUAUGCGUAACCGCGAGUUGGGUCGGAGCGACUCAUUGCAUUAAGUAUUUGUACUUUCAUAAGUCAGACAAGAUCUCGGAAACGUCUGAGUCCACAAAUUCCUCCGUUAGCGGACUUCAUCAUCAACAUGUGAGCUUACUGCUUUUCCUCUUUCUUAUUGUCUCUAACGAGUACAUUGGCGAGUACGACAGUUAUUAUCUUCAGAUCAUUCUCCCGUACGAUGCGCCCUUCUUCACGACGUGGUUCUGCACCAAUUGGGAAGUCUUGUAUUUUCCGGUAUACUUCAUCUGUUGGGCUGCCAGAACCAAGUGCGUCACCCCCUCAGAGAUAAUCGCCGACAGCCUCCGCGGUUUCCGUGACAAGGGUUUCACCGGCGGCCGCUUCUUAAUCAGAUGCAGUCUUUUCUGCGGCUUAUGGGUCAUUACGAAUUACUUGUACAUACUCUCGUUGAGGAUACUGCUAGCCACGGACGUGAUAGCGUUAUUCGCAACCAAUGUUUCAUGCGUCUACUUGCUCUCGUGGGUUAUUCUUCACGAACAAUUCGUGGGCGUGAGGAUAGUCGCAGUAAUCCUCUGUAACACCGGUAUCGCACUCUUAGCUUACAUGGACGGCAUAACCGGAAGUCCAACGCUGGGAGGUGUCGUUUUAGCUACAGCAGCGGCAGCUGGCUCUGCCGUUUACAAAGUCCUCUUUAAGAAAGUAAUAGGAGAAACUACGUUCGGCCAAAUGUCUUUAUUUUUCUCUCUUAUCGGUUUGUGUAACGCCGCUCUGUUAUGGCCGAUUUGCCUGGCUCUGUACUUUUCCGGAGUGGAAACCAUACACUGGGCAAGAUUGCCAUGGGCAGCAUUACUCUCCGCCAGCAUCCUCCAUUUAGUUGCGAACAUGCUCGGCAAUUUCAGCAUCGCGAUCACCUACGACCUAUUCAUUACUCUUGGAUUAAUAACAGCUGUACCUGUGUCGGCUGCAUUGGACGUUAUUUUUUACGGGGCGUACUUCAUGGGCAUGAAGUUAGCAGGCAUGAUCUUCAUAGCGGUGGGUUUCUUCCUCGUGAUGUUCCCGGAUAAUUGGCCAGAUUACAUAACAAGGCUGCUCCGUACCACGGGAGGCGGCAGCCAGCAACGCGGCAGCAGGAAUAUCCUUAGGGGUCGCAGAGCGUCUCUCCAGCAACGUCAGCAACGUCUGCGGAGCUACGGCGUUUCCGCCGCGCACGGUGAUGGCCAGACGCUGCUACCGAUCAGUAACAACAACAACAACAACAACAACAGCAGCAGUAGCAACAAUCAGCCCGCCGCUCUUCGACAUGUUAACAACCCCCAACAAUACAGCUCGAUCUCCGAAACCCAAUCACGCCGUGUCCUUCCUUCUACCUCGACCUCUAUCACCUCGACCUCGACCUCGACCACCACCACCACCGUCGUCAGCAACAGCUAUUCGCAUGAUCCUCGUAAUCAACAGCAAGGUGGAGCAGGAGACACAGGCACGGCAUGUCAGAUGGAUCGUCGCGCGACGUGAUCGAUUAUCGAACUGGUUACAUAAAAUCGCACCUACGCUCGCCCUCGGGCAGGGUUCGGUGACUAAACACGUGGAAAAUCGUAGCAGUGAUUAAGAGAUUAUGAUGAGCUGCACAAGCCUCGUUGGCAAUGGCUCGAUGACCAGAAUUAUCGUCGAUGUGUAAACACGAAUUCGGCCAAGAAAUAGAUUUACUCUAUCAUUACUUUUAAAUCGCCUGAAUCCUUAGGGCUAUCUUGAAGUAUAUUAAUCGUGUGUACUGUUCCAUCAACAUCUCAGCCAUUUAAUCUAACUAGUACGAGCUCUGGAAAACGAAUGACAAAAUUAGUUAAACUAAGAUUAAAUAAACAAACGCAAGUAAAAAAUCUAUUCUAAACUGAUUGUGAAUACUUUUUGAUCAAGUAUCUUACUUAAAUAUCUUAAUUUAUUUAAAAAAUUAUUAAGCACCUUAACGCGAUACCUACAGUUGAAACUGCAAAGCAAAAAAAAUUAUUUCAAAUCGCGUAAAGAAGUCUUUAAAGAGCUCAUAAGAAAUAUCUUGCGGAAAUAUAUUAAUGAAAAUAGUAUAGCUGAUAUUCUCUGUCUUGCUGUUGAUGUUUUCUACUCUUUUACCACCCGAUCAUCAUUUCCUAAAAAGUUAUAAUCAAAAGUAUUCACAUAUUGGACCUAGAUAUCGGAGAUAUCUCUGUGGCAUUCACGAUAUUAACGUACAUAUUAUCGAUGUAUGUAUGUGGUAGCUCAAUUUAGCAUAAAAAUAAUGUCGAAUCGACAGUUAAGCGGCUACGUAAAUCUUCUCUAGGUAUAUCCUAUUAUGAAGAGACUCACGAGAGGGAACUUGCUAUUAUGACUUAAAAAAUAAAGAUGACUUGCAAUCGCAAUGAUAUUGAUAAAUACAGUUUUCGAUGUUAUAGCGUACUAUCAGAAACAAAUCCCUAUAUGGCUCGUCAGAAAAUUUGAAUUUAACGAGAUUUGUCGGUUUCAACACGUUUCCCAAUAAAUAACAGAAAUAUAUUACAAAUAAUAUAUUUCAAUUUCUUUCAAGAUCUUCAUUCGACAGUUUCACGCUAUAUUCACGAAUGUCACAAUAUUCGACGCAUCAUCAUUAGUGGAAGUUACAAACGGAUAUGAAUAAUACAUAAAGACAAUCAGAAAUAGUGAAUUAGCUCUAUAAAUACUAUUCGUUUUUGAAGAUAUCCGUAUGACGUUAUUUAUAGCAAAUAUCGUGAUGAAAAUUAAUGAUACGAUGUUUUACCGCAAUAUACAUUUGCAAAUUAAUGCAAAUGGCUCAUAGUGAUAUAUUCUUAUCCCACAGAAUUAUUAGUGUAAUAUUACAGGGUUGAUAGUUUUAUUUCUAUUCUAAGUCCUUCUUACCAUUAACACUCUAACGGUGUCGAAAUUUGUGAUGACUAUAGUUUGUAAAAUAACAGAUAUUUAACGCCAAGAAUACUGGGUACAUGACAGCUCAAUUCAUCGAUAUACAUACAUAUACAUUAUAUACGUUUCCGUGUUAUAGUAAAUUUCACAAUUAAAGUAAACGUACAUAAUGAAAUUUGGGGAUUAUUAAGGUUCGUGAUCAGCUUAGAAUCUGUUUAUGAUGAAACUAUAAAAGUCUCGUCGAGCUCGGAUAGGAAAAUAUCUGUAUACAUAACUUCUAUAAACAAAUUUAAGUAUUAAAUAUAUUUUUAUAAGUAUUGCAUACGACAUUUUCAUAGAAUUAUUUUACACUGGUUAUUACUUUUCAUGAAUUAUCUACACCAAUAAGUAAUUAUCUCUAUUUGUGUUGCUAUAUAGGUACAAUUUUGUAUACAUAAUCAUGACAGAUAUCACCUACAAGUUAGGCAAUUAAUUCCAACAUUUUGAUUAAUAGUACGCCGGAACGUAUGUCGACAGACUUAUUUCAUUUGUACAUAUAUUGUCAAUUACACAAAAGUUAACACACGACGGUUGUAACCGCAAUAAUUAUAAUGUUUAUCGUAAAAAUAUAUUGUAAUAGAGACUCUAGUUUAAUGUUGAUAUACAAGAGGAAUAUUGUGAGAACGAAUGUGAUUGUGUCUGCAAUAAUAAAUCUAGUUUAGUAAGAA